Messenger RNA from Elephantulus edwardii (Cape elephant shrew), 630 nucleotides. It is a transcript of the gene HSPB1, whose product is annotated as heat shock 27kDa protein 1. The record is from RefSeq and is a predicted model, not a curated record. The transcript is spliced from 3 exons. Gene Ontology annotation, molecular function: protein folding chaperone. Bases 1 to 630 code for a protein of 209 amino acids. NCBI's taxonomy places the organism in Eukaryota, Metazoa, Chordata, Mammalia, Macroscelidea, Macroscelididae. Gene Ontology annotation, biological process: response to heat; protein refolding.
AUGACCGAGCGCCGCGUGCCCUUCUCUCUCCUGCGCAGCUCCAGCUGGGACCCCUUCCGCGACUGGUACCCCGCCCACAGCCGCCUCUUCGACCAGGCCUUCGGGAUGCCCCGGCUGCCCGAGGAGUGGGCGCAGUGGUUCGGCCACAGCGGCUGGCCCGGCUACGUGCGGCCGCUGCCCGGGGCCGCGGUGGAGGGCCCCGCGUCCGUGGCCGUGGCCGCGCCCGCCUACAGCCGCGCGCUCAGCCGGCAGCUCAGCAGUGGCAUCUCCGAGAUCCGCCAGACCCCCGACCGCUGGCGCGUGUCCCUGGACGUCAACCACUUUGCCCCCGAGGAGCUGACCGUCAAGACCAAGGAGGGCGUGGUGGAGAUCACGGGCAAGCACGAAGAGAGACAGGACGAGCAUGGCUACAUCUCCCGCUGCUUCACCCGGAAGUACACGCUGCCCCCUGGUGUGGACCCCACCCUGGUGUCCUCUUCCCUGUCCCCUGAGGGCACACUCACUGUGGAGGCCCCCAUUCCCAAGCCGGCCACCCAGUCUGCAGAGAUCACCAUCCCUGUCACCUUCGAGUCCCGGGCCCAGCUCGGAGGCCCAGAAGCUGGCAAGGCCGAGCAGCCUGGAGCCAAGUGA